Oncorhynchus tshawytscha (Chinook salmon) is the source of this 1733-nucleotide messenger RNA. RefSeq names its product transcription factor HES-7.1-like. Gene Ontology annotation, biological process: anterior/posterior pattern specification; regulation of transcription by RNA polymerase II; regulation of neurogenesis. Gene Ontology annotation, molecular function: DNA-binding transcription factor activity, RNA polymerase II-specific; protein dimerization activity; RNA polymerase II cis-regulatory region sequence-specific DNA binding. Bases 608 to 1399 code for a protein of 263 amino acids. The transcript is spliced from 3 exons. NCBI's taxonomy places the organism in Eukaryota, Metazoa, Chordata, Actinopteri, Salmoniformes, Salmonidae. The record is from RefSeq and is a predicted model, not a curated record. Gene Ontology annotation, cellular component: nucleus.
AGGUCUGUGCAUAAAAUGUUGUGCCAAAUGGAAUAGGCCAUUGUGGCUUUGCGUGUGCCUGUCUGUAUUUAAGAGACCGAUGUGUCACUUAAUACAUUUGUAAAUCCGUGUCACACUGGAGACUCGUCGACUCUCGCCUACACCUCUCUUGUAAUUACAAUACGCGUGCCAUUUCUUAGUGCUUUCAUACACGUGCCCACUGGUGUUACCACGGAUGUGAUGGCUUGUACAGAAGUGCCAUGAGGUCCUCUUUGGGCCUCUAACACAAGUUGUUAAACGUGGGACAGCGUGAGAAAGCGCGACAAUGAUCUGUGUCGAAAUAAUUUUAACCAACAGCUCUCUACACUUCACUGGGUAACAUUGGCAAUCUGUCCGUUUCAAUAGGCUUACAUUUUUACACAUCAUUAUACUAUUUACCCUCCUUAUGACUAUCUUGACGUCUUCUAUGAAUUCACUCUGUAUGACAUUUCUAACUUGUAAAGGCUACUCUACUGUAUUUCAACAGUACAAGGCGCGGGGAAGGUCAGGGAUUGGCUACCUGUGGCAAUGGGAGGAGUGUAAAGUCAGCUCGUAUUCCUAAUGAUUUAAAAGUCGUCCAGAGACAGAAAUGCCAUAUUGUGAUUCUUCUUCAGAGACACAGCACAGAGAAAUACUACUGUUCUUCUUGAUUAUUUACAUCUGGACAUUCUCUGAACUCUGGAAAUACACUUUUUUAAGGAAAACAGCAGCUUGUUCAUUAAGAAAGAUGAAACCACUUGAAGAAAAAGAGAACAGGAAAAUUGAUAGAAAGCUCCUCAAGCCUCAGGUGGAGAGACGUCGGAGAGAGAGAAUGAACCACAGUCUGGAGAGCCUGAGAACCCUGCUGCUGCAGGGACCACUACAUCAUGGUGUGACUCAGCGUAGAGUGGAGAAAGCUGAGAUCCUGGAACACACUGUUCUCUUUCUCCAGAACACUGGAGAUGUGGACAGGAAGAAAGGCAAAGAUGGAGAAAAGCAACAUCCCUUCCAGGAUGGCUUCUCAGGCUGCCUGCAGAGAGCUGCACACUUCCUGGGGCAGGAAGGGGAGGGCCUGCAGCUGGAGGCAGCACUGAACUCUACUUUCUCUGCUCGGCUGAACAGCCAUGCCUGUAUGAACACUGAAGUCCCGGCUAAAGCCCACUCUUCCAUCUCUCUGCCCAGCACAACGUGCCACCAGUCCUCACACCUGAUGAAGAUACAGGAGUCCCACUACAGACAACAGCUUUUUGAAGUCUACAGGAGACAUCUGUCUCAUGCUCACAGAGCUCCACUCCAACAUGGAGAUCCCAAACCUCCCCAGCUGCCCCACAGACACGCUGACAAAGAAGCCCAAUCCCAGAACCUCCCAGGCAGACAGUCUGUGUGGAGGCCUUGGCCUUGACCUAGCAGGGGAGCCUGCAUUGGGAUAUUUAACUGUAAAACAACUCUAAUAUCCUAUGAACUGAUAACCAGGAUGCCACAUCCUUUGCUGCUGAGGUUGCUAUGUUGUUAUUAAUUUAUGCAGUGUUGUGAACACCUGACUCAGAGACUCCAUAGAUUUGCAGUGAUAUGACAAUGUUGUACUGCAAAGAAUAUAUACAUUCUAAAUAUUGUACAAUUUCUCUAUACUUUAGUAUUAUAACAUGUACUAUGUAUAAGUUGUAGUACUCUGAUAUCUUGUCUAUUUUUGCACAUUAAUUUAUUCUGGGACUUGUUCCUUUGUUUUUCCAGAUAGA